CAGCGACCGCCGGGGCCGGAGCCACUUGUGGCGACGACGGGGCCAUGAGCGGGCGGUUCACAGUCACCGGCGGCGGGGGCGAUGGCAAUCCCAAGGAGAGCAGCCCCUUCAUUAACAGCACGGACCUGGAGAAGGGCAAAGAGUACGAUGGCAAGAACAUGGCCCUCUUCGAGGAGGAGAUGGAUACAAGCCCUAUGGUCUCAUCCCUGCUGAGUGGACUGGCCAAUUACACCAACCUGCCACAGGGCAGCCGGGAGCAUGAGGAGGCUGAGAACAACGAUGGAGGCAAGAAGAAGCCGGUGCAGGCCCCACGGAUGGGCACCUUCAUGGGUGUCUACCUGCCCUGCCUCCAGAACAUCUUUGGAGUCAUCCUCUUCCUGCGUCUCACCUGGGUGGUGGGGAUCGCUGGCAUCAUGGAGUCAUUCUGCAUGGUCUUCCUCUGCUGCUCCUGCACGAUGCUGACGGCCAUUUCCAUGAGUGCGAUCGCCACCAACGGUGUGGUGCCAGCGGGUGGCUCCUACUACAUGAUCUCACGCUCCCUGGGACCUGAGUUUGGUGGGGCUGUGGGGCUCUGCUUCUACCUGGGCACCACCUUUGCCGGUGCCAUGUAUAUCCUGGGCACCAUUGAAAUCUUGCUGGCCUACAUCUUCCCGGCCAUGGCCAUCUUCAAGGCAGAGGACGCCAGUGGGGAGGCAGCCGCGAUGCUCAACAACAUGCGUGUGUACGGCACCUGUGUGCUGACCUGCAUGGCCACUGUCGUGUUUGUGGGUGUCAAAUAUGUCAACAAAUUUGCCCUGGUCUUCCUGGGCUGUGUCAUCCUCUCCAUCCUUGCCAUCUAUGCUGGUGUCAUCAAAUCGGCCUUUGACCCACCAAGCUUCCCGAUCUGCCUCCUGGGCAACAGGACCCUCUCACGCCACGGCUUUGACCUCUGCACCAAGAUGGUGGUGGAGGGGAAUGAGACGGUUGGCUCCAAGCUCUGGGAGCUUUUCUGCACCUCCCGCUUCCUCAACGCGACCUGCGAUGAGUACUUCACCAUGAACAAUGUCACUGAGAUCGAGGGCAUCCCUGGUGCUGCCAGCGGCCUCAUCCAAGAGAACCUCUGGAGCUCAUACCUGACCAAGGGAGUGAUCGUGGAGAAGCGGGGGCUUCCCUCAGUGAGCUCCCCCGACACCCCAGUGGACAUGGACCAGCCCUACGUCUUCAGCGACAUGACGUCCUACUUCACCCUGCUCGUCGGCAUCUACUUCCCCUCAGUCACAGGCAUCAUGGCUGGCUCCAACCGCUCUGGAGACCUGCGGGAUGCCCAGAAGUCCAUCCCCACUGGCACCAUCCUGGCCAUUGCUACCACCUCUGCGGUCUAUAUCAGCUCUGUUGUUCUCUUUGGAGCAUGCAUCGAGGGGGUCGUCCUGCGUGACAAGUUUGGCGAGGCUGUCAACGGGAACCUGGUGGUUGGCACCCUGGCGUGGCCGUCCCCGUGGGUCAUUGUCAUUGGCUCGUUCUUCUCCACCUGUGGGGCUGGAUUGCAGAGUCUCACUGGAGCCCCCCGCCUUCUGCAAGCCAUCUCCAGGGAUGGGAUCGUACCCUUCCUCAGGGUCUUCGGCCACGGCAAAGCCAAUGGGGAGCCGACAUGGGCCCUGCUGCUCACAGCCUGCAUCUGCGAGAUCGGGAUCCUGAUCGCCUCCCUGGACGAGGUGGCUCCCAUCCUCUCCAUGUUCUUCCUCAUGUGCUACAUGUUUGUCAACCUGGCAUGUGCAGUGCAAACGCUGCUGAGGACGCCCAACUGGCGGCCCCGCUUCCGCUACUACCACUGGACCCUGUCCUUCCUGGGCAUGAGCCUCUGCCUGGCACUGAUGUUCAUCUGCUCCUGGUACUACGCACUGGUGGCCAUGCUGAUCGCUGGCCUCAUCUACAAAUACAUCGAGUACCGCGGGGCGGAGAAGGAGUGGGGUGAUGGGAUCCGGGGCUUGUCCCUGAGUGCAGCCCGCUACGCCCUGCUGCGGUUGGAGGAAGGGCCCCCGCACACCAAAAACUGGAGGCCGCAGCUGCUGGUCCUGGUCCGUGGGGACCAGGAGCAGAAUGUGGUGCACCCGCAGCUCCUGUCCUUCACGUCACAGCUCAAGGCUGGGAAGGGCCUCACUAUCGUGGCCUCUGUGUUAGAAGGGACCUUCCUGGACAACCAUCCUCAGGCGCAGAGGGCAGAGGAGUCCAUCCGGCGCCUGAUGGAAGCAGAGAAGGUGAAGGGCUUUUGUCAGGUGGUGAUCUCCUCUAACCUGCGGGACGGCAUGUCCCACCUCAUCCAGUCCAGCGGGCUGGGGGGGCUGCAGCACAACACAGUGCUGGUGGGCUGGCCCCGCAGCUGGCGCCAGAAGGAGGACCACCAGACCUGGAGGAACUUCAUUGAGCUGGUGCGAGAGACCACAGCUGGGCACCUGGCCUUGCUGGUGGCCAAGAAUGUUGCCAUGUUUCCGGGCAACCAGGAGCGGUUCUCAGAGGGCCACAUUGAUGUCUGGUGGAUUGUCCAUGAUGGGGGGAUGCUGAUGCUGCUGCCCUUCCUCCUGCGGCAGCACAAGGUGUGGCGUAAGUGCAAGAUGCGCAUCUUCACGGUGGCACAGAUGGAUGACAACAGCAUCCAGAUGAAGAAGGACCUGACCACAUUCCUGUACCACCUGCGCAUCACCGCAGAGGUGGAGGUGGUGGAGAUGCAUGAGAGUGACAUCUCUGCCUACACCUAUGAGAAGACACUGGUGAUGGAGCAGCGUUCCCAGAUCCUCAAACAAAUGCACCUUACCAAGAAUGAGCGGGAGCGGGAGAUUCAGAGCAUCACGGAUGAGUCCCGUGGCUCCAUCCGGCGCAAAAACCCAGCGAACACACGCCUGCGCCUGAACGUCCCCGAGGAGCAGGCUGCCGACGGCGAGGAGAAGCCAGAGGAGGAGGUCCAACUAAUCCACGACAAGAAUGCCACCACCUUCUCCAGCAGCUCUCAGUCCCCUGGUGAUGAGGUAGAGGCAGCCCCUGAGAAGGUGCAUCUUACCUGGACCAAGGAGAAGUCUGUUGCUGAGAAGAACAAGAGCAAGAGCCCUGUCAGCCCCGAGGGCAUCAAGGACUUCUUCAGCAUGAAGCCGGAGUGGGAGAACCUGAACCAGUCCAACGUGCGGAGGAUGCACACGGCUGUGAAGCUCAAUGAGGUGAUCGUGAAGAAGUCCCAGGAUGCCAAGCUGGUCCUGCUGAACAUGCCAGGGCCUCCCCGUAACCGGAAAGGGGAUGAGAACUACAUGGAGUUCCUGGAGGUGCUGACGGAGCAUCUGGACAGAGUGCUCCUGGUGCGUGGUGGAGGCCGGGAGGUCAUCACCAUCUACUCCUGAAAGACGGCGAGAGAGAGGUUUGUCUGCACACCGAGAGCCCCGCCACCCCUUUGCACCGCGCUCCCGGAGGGGAGGAGGGAAGGCCGGAUGGCAGCCGGUGCGCAGAACCUUCUCCUGGCUUUGGCCGUGCCCCUGAUCUCUCCAUUCGAACUGCAGCACCAGAUCUUCCGGGAGCAUCCAGCACCAGAGCAGCUGUUUCUCAUUGCAACACCACAGCACUGCUGUCCUUGUUUAUAUAUAAAUAUAUACAGUGAACCGCGGACUGAGCAUCAGAGCUCGGCGCUGCCGCCACCGCCGGCCCCAGCACUGCCGCUGCAGCCCCUGGCCGGGCAGGAGGGCGGCUGUGCCGAGACGGACCUUGGCCCCACCGUGCUGCUACUCCUGCACAGACUCGGCUGGACGCGCCCGUGCCCUGUGCCUCCCUGCGAGAGAGAGGCCCCCACACCGCGCUCCCCUCGCUCCUCUCCCCGCCUCCGGCAGCGCCCGGGGCCGCUCCCCACGGCGCUGCACCCCCGCUGCCCCUCACCGCCACGGGCCCGGACAGCCCCAGCUCGCCGCCGCCUCGGCACCGUCGUCUCUGGAGACCGCGGGCUGAGCUUGUGGAGAUGCAGCACGAUGGUUUGGAGGAGGCAGAGGGUGGGGGGCGGCUGCGUGGGGUCAAGGUACUGGAGCACAGCGAGGCCGUGAGAGCAGGAGCCCUGCCCUAGGGUGGCUGGGGGUGUUCCCUGUCCCCCCUGCCUGAACUCCGGGCUCUCUCUCCCCUGCCGCUCCCCGGGUGCUUGCGGUGUCUGGAGCCGCGCCGAGGCCGGGGCCUCUGUCCGGCGGCUGGAGCCGAAUGGGUGCUGGGGACCCCCGAGACACCAGUGCCUGCUCCGGCCCGGCACAGGGGUGUCCCGGACCCCCACCCUGCUCCCCCGCCGCACUAAACUGGGGGCUCUCAGGGCCCAGCACCCGCACAUGUGUCCGGGCUCCCCCUGUACCCCGCCGCACUCCCUGCUGCUCCACAGGGCUCCGCUGCUAACCCAGCCCUGGCCGCGGCCCCAGGCAGUCGCAGAUGCUGCCGGGGGCUGUAGGACAGUCUGGAUCUGUGUGUAUUUUUAACAUAUGCAAAGGCUGUUUGCUGAUCUGACCAGCAAGACGGCACAGUGAGGUGGGGGCUGUAGGGGUCCCACCGCCCCCCGGCAGCGCGACACUCCCUCACCCGGCUGGCCAGGGCAGCCCCGCCACAGCAGAGCCCCCCGGGGCACAGCAAACACCUCUUGUCUUUGGCAGCAGCUGCAGGGUCGCCCCCGCCGCCGUCCUCCCCCCCCCACCCCCCCAGCAUCUCUCAAAGAAGAGAAACUGAGGCGCUUUUAACAAAUGUGAACGGUUCCAGGAACCACGCAGGAAGCGGUGCGAGGGCAGCAGGGUGCCGCUGGCGCCCGCCCCAGCCCCAUGUACAUAGUGUACAUAAUACAGUACGUGUAUUUUUAAAGUGAUCAUAUUUAUGUUAAUAGAACCAGAUGAAGUCUAUAUAUAGAGAUCUAUAUCUAUUCUGAGAGAUGCAGGGCUCUGCUAGCACCAGGCCGCAGGGACAGGGAGCUGAGCCGGGCUGCUCCUGCACAAACCAGGAGCCCAUCCGUCGCACCAGGCGCUCCGGAGUGGUGGUGGAGGCUGCAGCCUUCCCCGGCCACCAGCAGCCCCUGGGAAAGGGCCAGGUCGCAGGUUUAUUCUCUUCUCAAUUUAGCUUCUUAAGAGUUUUCAGGGAAAAGAAGUCACAGACUUUUCUGAACUUGUUUCACAGCAGAUUUGAGCUUCCACUCAAAGUGCAGCCUGCUAAGAGUUGCCCUCUCCCGGCAGCGCUGGUGGCUUUGUGCCAGCCUGGGCCCUGGGGCAGCACUUUGUCCCUGGCCAGAGCUGAGCCCCUGUGCUGAAGCACUCGCCCCCUCAGCCCCUCUAGAUGCUCCCCAGUGCCGCUCUGCACUGCAGCAGGGGGAGCGGGUGCUGCUACAGCAUCCCCACGGGUGUCCAUCCAGGCAUCAGCUGCCUCCUGCCUGGCACAGGCAGCCCUGAUGGGUCCCAGCUCCCUGCCCACCCGACCCCCUGCUAACCUUGGCUCCUGCCUCCCUGAGAACAGGAAACUCCCCCCUGCACCAGCCACUCCAGCCCCUGCUCCCUUUCAGAGCUCCUCUACUCCAGGUCCAGGCCAAAGCUAUUUGGGGAUGCUUGGAUAAAAAGCAGUGGGUUUUUUGAUGUUGGGUUUUUUUUUGCUAUAGAGAUACUACUUGGACACACUCCUAGACCAAAACCAAGCCCCAGCUGCACAUUUGUGCCUGCUCAUACCUUGCUCCUACAUUUCCAUCACUCCCGAAGUGCCUCCCUUCUCUCCAGGAGUAGUCCCAGUCACAGCCAGACUUUCUGCCAGGGUAGCUUGGCUGCCUGUGUGGCUGCAGGUCUGUGUCCCAGACGCUGCUGUGGAAGCCGCUCCCACAGGCAUGAGGAGCUCAGAAUUUACGGGGGGAAUGUCAGGCCGAGUUGAGCGCUGGCUUCAGCACAGGAGCUCGGGGCUGACGAGUGGUGCAGAUGCACAGGGUAGCACUUUCUGGUCCUGCUGCUGCCUCAGCGGCCUGGGAGCUGUGAGAAGAGCAGGUAGGGGUCUGCAAGUGAAAAGUUCCUUUAGUUUUGGGAAGGGCAGCCCAUGGGAACCAGCAUUUGCCAGUGUCUAGCUGCUCUGCCCCUUGGAGCUGGCCCUGUACCACCACACACAAGCUCAUGGGCUGUUUCUAGCCUCCCAAAAUUAUCUGAGGCACUUCAGCAGCAGCGGGGGAGGCACAGCAUCCUGCCCACACAGCUCAUGUGUUAGCACCAUGUUGUUGGGGCUCAAGCACUUGCCAGCUGCUCUGCCUCUUCACAAGAUGCCACUCGCUCCUUGCAGUUGCCCUCUAAUUGCAGCUUGGCUGCUGCCCCCUGUGCUGCUGGGCCUGAGGCAGCGAGCACGGUCCCCUCCUGCCCUGGCACAUGGCGCAGGGCAGAAGGGAGAGACAGGUUAUGCACAGCCUCUGCUGAGCCUGCAGACAGCACCCACCCUCACAGCAUCAGAUGACAGGCUCUUCUGUUGGCUGCAGGUACAGGGCAGCCAGGAAUGACAUUUGCAGAGCAGUGGUGAGAGCAGCCAGGGCACAUUUCUGACGGGUUUGCUUCAUUCCCCAGCACCACCAGUGGAUCCUGUUCCCCUCAGCAUCACUUCCACCCUGAUGGCAAAGCCAUGGUCUUGGCUCUGCCAGGGACUAGGAAGGCCAUUCCUUUUCAUCACUACUGCUGAAAAAAGGCAUUCCCCUUCCCCAUCCUUCAGCAAGAGCAGGGGCACAGCUCUGGACAGUCAGGGCUGCUCCCACACCCCUGCCAGGCAGUUUGGCUGUGGCAAGACAGGAGCUGGUUUCCACAGCAUAUCCCCUCGCUGUCGGCUGGAGAGGGCCAGUUUUAGCAGACAGCACUGCAUGUUAGUUUACAAACCCAGCCCUGCACGUUUGGCCUCUGUGAGUGUUCAGUUUCCCCAUGGAGCACCCUUCUGCCGCUCCACCGUGGUGAAGACAGUGUCCUCCUCUGGUAGACAUGCAAGUUCCUCCUUGGCACAUGCGCAGACACGGUCCGGUUUUUGUUCCAGACAGGAAGGUCUUGACCCCCCAGUUUGUUUUACAGGCAGGCUGCUGCUAGAGCAGCACAACCCACGGGAGGAUGGGCUGGAGUGUGGCCACAGCCAGCAGGGAGUGUUGGGCCAGCACACAGCACUGGUGGCAAGUGCUCCAGUCCCUGCUGCAAGAGGGCCAAGCAGCCCCGGCCCCUGGGAGUGUGGCAGUGGGCAGCUCAGGUCACUGUGGAGGGCAGCUCAGGUCACUGUGGCCACCACGCAACACAGGCAGCAAGCCACAGGGCAGCAGGGACAGGACACACAGGCAACAUCCAGCCUGGGCAGGUGCUGGUCUGUGGCUGGACAAGAGGAAGGACAAGAGACUGCACAAGGGCAAGAGUUGCACUAGAAGAGUCAAGACCCUCCUCUGUGUAGCAGGAUUAAAAACUAGCAGCAAGACCGAAAGGUCUGAGAUCUGCUGGUUACAACACUUUCUGUGCUACAUGUGCAAUAUAUUUGUUAUGAAUGUUAUCACAAAGUCGGUUCAUUCAAUACUCUUUUAAAAAUCACUGUAGCUAGAUGUUCUCUGUCCAUUCAAGUGACUUUUAUUCGAGUGCAAUAUUUCAAUAGACAUGUAGUGACCUAGAAUGCUUUGUGUUUUAGAGAAUCUGUGUGCAGAGCAAUGCAAUUAAGUUUAAAACCUUGUAAAUAAAACAGGUUGCAAACCAAAAAAAAAACAACCCCUAUUAGGCUUGCAUUUAAUUUCUGUGUGUUUCAGUGUUGUGCAUUAGGCCGCCUCGGUGCAGACCCCGUGUUCUCUGUGCAGGUGUUCAUGGAGGAGUGGCUCCUCAGCUGUUGAAUGCUCCCUGUUAUUGCUUUACUGCUUUACCUGUAUUCAUUUUUCUAGACUCCUGUCUGCACAAAAUGCAAUAAAUGAUUUUAUUACACCCUUCA
This is a messenger RNA of Parus major (Great Tit), 7923 nucleotides long. It is a transcript of the gene SLC12A5, whose product is annotated as solute carrier family 12 member 5. The coding region runs from base 45 to 3362 and encodes 1105 amino acids. The transcript has 26 exons. Gene Ontology annotation, molecular function: potassium:chloride symporter activity. Gene Ontology annotation, cellular component: membrane. Lineage: Eukaryota; Metazoa; Chordata; Aves; Passeriformes; Paridae. The record is from RefSeq and is a predicted model, not a curated record. Gene Ontology annotation, biological process: cell volume homeostasis; chloride ion homeostasis; potassium ion import across plasma membrane.